Messenger RNA from Tuber aestivum (summer truffle), 1423 nucleotides. The record is from the annotation of a GenBank genome assembly. NCBI's taxonomy places the organism in Eukaryota, Fungi, Ascomycota, Pezizomycetes, Pezizales, Tuberaceae.
CACCAAGAUUGUACCCCCGUACCAUCCGAGAUAAAUCCUACCGGCCUCUCUGCACAGGAUUACGGCAGCGGAAAUUCUUUUGCUUGUCAGUGCGCCACCCAAGGUAUUGGGUCCCCAAGUGCGAUAAUUUGAAAUCGGGUUCUCACAUUUUAAUAUAGCGAUGUCGACUCCGGAUGGGUCAGUUGCACAAUUUUUCAGCCGGUUCAACUUUCAAAAGUACACCUACAACCCACAUGCGCCUGCCCUCGAAGAAUUCAAACGUCUCUGCGAGUCCCGGCUAUGGGGCCUCUCGAAGAUCAGACGACACGAAGCCGAAUUCUUGCUUAUUCUCGAAGAGGAGCAGGAUUCGAAGGGGAGGUCGGCCGGCCCCGAAGUCAUAGAGUUUUUCAGAAAAUACGAAUACCAUCUAUUCACCUACGACUUGGAUGUUCCCGCGCAGCAGGAGUUUCAACGUCUUGUUGAGCUGAGGGGGUGGGGGAAAAAGAAACUGUCAAAGGUCAAGAAAGAAUUUAAAAACGCGCUAUUAUUGGAUGCGGAAGAGCAAUCAGUUUCCGCGGCCUCGGAGCCCACAGGUCCAAGAAAUUGGGACAUUCAGGAGGUGGAUCUUUUGGCAGAUUGGCUGCGGGAGCAGCAAUGCCCUGGGUAUAGGUACCGGGGAGGCCUGCCCGAGCUUGAAUUCAAGAAACUGGAGAGUGUCAAAAGGUGGGAGUGGUUGGAGUACCGACACCACGAAAUCGGCCGGGAUCUGACCGUGGAGGAGCGUCGGGAGUGGAAAAGAUCCCCCGAAUUCGAGUCGUUACGCGCCGAGUUCUAUACGGUUGUCGAGGAGGUGUUCAACUUGAUACUCGACGAUUUCUGCCAAAUUACUGGAUUAACGCCCUGGGAGGUGUUAGCCGGACUAUAUGGCAAGGGACAGGAUCCCGCUGGAAGGAAUGCCGCGAGGAAGGUAUGUUCCGUGGGAAACCCGACAAGAGAGUUGUGGGAUCUACUAAUAACACAGAUAUGGUUCCAGAUUCUCAGUAGGGUAUUUAUCAAUAUAUUCGACUUUCUAGACGUCUUCAAGGAGAUUCUCAGAAACCCGCCCACAACUAAUCGCCAGGAGCUUUUCCGCCUACUCAAACCACGGGCCACCGAGUUGCAAUUCCCGAACAACUUGAUGCUGGGAGUGUACAGCGCUCUGACAAACCGCGUUUUCCCCAAAGAAUUAGCCCGCCAAGGCGGGACACUGGCUCUAUUACUUCACAACAUAAUGCUGUAUUUAGUGGGGUUUGACUAUGUCAUGCGGGAGUUCGAGAACGAAGCCGGAGAUGAACUGAAAACAGCAGAGGAGGAGGGACGCGUUGGGGUAAGGAGGCUGCUCCUAUCGAGAAAAUGGUCUUCACUGGAACCUCUAAAAUCUAAUCUACGAUCCGUUCCGGUCUAA